Molecule: messenger RNA, 948 nt
Organism: Dentiscutata erythropus
Lineage: Eukaryota; Fungi; Glomeromycota; Glomeromycetes; Diversisporales; Gigasporaceae
Source: the annotation of a GenBank genome assembly
AUGAAGUUUAACCUUGCUACAGUAUGCUUGACUUUUCUCGUUGCUACUACGUUCGCAAUUCCAAAUCCAAAAGGCACCAUCAAGGACUUAGAUUUGGCCGAACGCAAUCAUAGACCUGGAAAGCAGGAAGAAGGAAAGCACGGAGAAAAACAUAAAGAAAAACUUGGGGGAGAAAAAUAUGUAGUGAAGCCUCAUAAAAAAGAAGAAAAGAAAGAUGGAAUGAAGCCUCAUAAGAAAGAAGAAAGGAAAGAUCAUAAGGGAGAAGAAAAGAAAGAUCAUAUGAAAGAAGGAAAGAAAGAUCAUAUGAAAGAAGGAAAGGAAGAUCAUAUUAAAGAAGGAAACAAAGAUCAUAUGAAAGAAGGAAACAGAGAUAAUAUGAAAGAAGGAAACCAAGAUCAUAUAAAAUAUCAUAUGAAAGAAGAAAAGAACGGACAUAUGAAGGAUCAUAUGAAAAACGAAAAGAAAAAAGACGAAGAUUGUAAAGAUGAAAGAAAGAAUGAAAAAGGAGGAUUAAAUAAAGAAGAAAAGAAAGAUCCUAUGAAAAAAGGAAGGAAAGAUCCUAAGAAAGAAGAAAAGAAAGUUCAUAAGAAAGAUCAUAAAAAAGAAGAAAAGAAAGAUCAUAAAAAAGAAGAAAAGAAAGAUCAUAAAAAAGAAGAAAAGAAAGUUCAUAAGAAAGAAGGAAAGAAUGAUCCUAUGAAAGAAGAAAAUAAAGACGUUCAUAAAAAAGUUCCUAAAGGCCAUAAGAAAGAAGAAAACAAGGAACGCAGAGAAAUAAAGAAAGAAGGAAGGAAAGAUCAUAAGAAAGAAGGAAAGAAAGAUCAUAGGAAAGAAGGAAAGAAAGUUCAUAAGAAAGAAGGAAAGAAAGAUCAUAAGAAAGAAGGAAAGAAAGAUCAUAAGAAAGAAGGAAAGAAAGAUCAUAAGAAAGAAGAAAAAAAAUACUAUAAGUAA